AGUGCUCUCCUGUAUUGGGAGAUAAAAUUGUCCCUUCGUUUGUCUAUUUUUCCGAAAAAAUCUGAGAAAAUGGCAACUGACACUUCAACUGAAACUCAGACAACGGAAAAAACUAAAGAGGAGGCGGGUGGAUCGGGGGACGCAUUCGAUUCUUUUUACCAGGAGGUCAAAGCUAUUGAACACAGAGAUUCAGUUUUAACUUCAAAACAGCAAAUAGACAAACUUAACAGACCAGGUUCCACUUACUUCAACUUAAACCCAUUUGAUGUACUAAAUAUUGAUCCUGACGUUCCUAUAGCAGAGAUCAAGAAGAAAUACAGACAGAUGUCAAUAUUGGUCCAUCCAGAUAAAAAUCAGGAUGAUUUGAUACGAGCACAAAAAGCAUUUGAUGCUGUGAACAAAGCCUACAAAGUAUUAGUCAACGAUGAAGGAAUGAAGAGGUGUCAGGAAAUAAUAGAGGAGGCCAAAGCUCGAGUGGAUGAAAUGAUGAAAACAAAAAAGAAGCAGUUAAAAAAGGAAGGAAAGAGUACAGACGUCCCAGAGGAUGACCCAGACAAGAAAAAGCAUGCAGUGUAUGUGCAGACAUGUAAACUGUUCGCAGACUUGGAAAGAUUAAGACAAGAGAGGGAAAUGAAAGAUAUGCACGAGCGGAAACGCAAGGCAGAAGCAGAGGCCAAUGAAGAGGAAGCAAAGAAGAAGGAAGUGGAGUGGAAGAAGAACUUUGAGGAGAGCAGAUCAGACCGGGUGGACAGCUGGAGAAGUUGGAAAAGUGGCGGCAAGAAAGCCAAAGGAACAUUCCGACCUCCUAAACCGAAGGCGGAAAAACGAUAGUACAGUUGUGCAUGCGCGAUGUGUGUUUCUAUGUAGCUGUCCAUAGUUUAUCUCAUAGUGCUGACGGAUGAUCGAGAGAGGUGUGUCUGAUAUGAUUCCAUACUCAUCUUAUGUUCAUGAACCUUACAGCAUAGAGGGAUGCUGUUCACAAAACGUUUCUUUCAUCCGCCAUUGUUUUGAUGUUGAGCUGUUAGUUGUAGUUGAUGAUGAUGAUGAUGAUGAUGAUGAUGAUGAUGACAAUGUUUAUUAGAUUGUUUUGUCAUCUCCAUUGCAGUAGUAUUGUAUGGGUGGUUGUUUUUCAACUGUAUGCUAGUACUUUAAAUAUGGCACUGUGCAUAUACUGGUAUUUUUCCACACUAAACAAUUUUCUUAUACCGGUAUGUAAUAAUUUCUUUUUUGUUUAUCAAUGUUCUAAGGUAAAUAUGAUAAUAUUUCAAUCUGUCAUGGACAAUAUUAUUUUUUAAAAGACAUUCUGAUAAAUAAACGAUCAGAAUUCUGUGAUUUUAAAGAAUUUCUAACAAACAUAUCAAAAGUUGGUUUCUAACAUUUCAUCUUUGUAAUGAAUUAUUUGCCUUUAAAAAUGUUACUCUUUCAUAAAAGGUUUUGUAUCCAUUUUACAUAAAUACUGUCUCUUUUCAAUUUCUAACUGAUAAGUUGUUGACAUUGCUAGUUUUUUACCCCAAACAAGUCAGAUCUUGAAAAUAUGAGUCUUGACCCAUGUUACAUAUAUGUUCCGUACUUUAAGUUUUGGUUAAAAAAAAUUAAUGUAUACAUUUGUUCAUGCUUCAUGUUUUGUUUAUUUUGCUUUUUGUUAGAGUUUGUAUCUCCAAUUGUAUUUUCAUGAUCUUAUUAUUAUACCCCCCAUCCCUGACCCGACCCCAUCACAACCCCCCCCCCCCCCCCCAAAAAAAAAGAAGAAAGAAAUAAUUUAAUACCUGAGCCCACCCCUUCCUGUACUUAGAAAAUUUAAAGACUUUAGAGAUAAAUAUCACAGGUCAUCAAGUUGUUUCUUCUCAAUUAAAAAGGACAGACUGAAUAAAAUAUUUUUUCACCAAAAAUAUCAUUUCCAGCACUUCAAAUCAGCCUUCUUUAUAAUACAUCACCAGUAAUUCAGAUCUCUCAGAAAAAUAUUUUAUAUAUAUAUGGAUCUCACCAAGAAGUGAUAUGAAUUUCCAUAGCAUCUUUUUUUAAGCUUUAUUUUUAAGGGUUUUUUUUUUCUUAUUUAGUUAAAUGCUCAUCAUGUAGCAAUCUUGCAAAAUAGAAAUGACCUGCUGAUUGCAACUAAUGAGAAAUCAAUAUUCAGGCCUGGAAGUUCUAUGUUCCUUUAAUGGCAGACAUCCUUUUAUACUGAACUGUUUUUAUAGCAUUUAAAGAUCAGUCUCGCUAGCCUCAAUUUCAUUUAAAGUACUGUGGAAGUAUUCUGUCUUGAAAUGUUGAUGAUUUUUCAUGGCUACAUUUGUUUUCAAUGGUUCUGGUUUUCCCGUCUCUUCCAUUCCUGAAUUAUCUUCUGAAAUGAGAUGUCCUUUUUUUUUAAGUAGAAACCAACGAAAGCAGGGAUGGGUUUUUUUCUUUAGACAUGUAAUUGCUUUAUCAUUGUUAAUGAAAUUUGAUGAGGUGUUCAUAAAUGGAAAUUGUGAUACAUUACUGAAAUGUUUGACUGUGUAAUUUGAACGUUGUACAUUUGAAGUUCAAAACACCAUUUUUUGUUCAUGUUCAUGAAGUUAAAAAAAAAAUCUUGUAUACUUGUCAUUUGCAAAUGAGAAACUCAUCUUUAAAGUCAUCAAUGAUUUAUUUUGACAUGAAAAAAAAUCCCCAAUAUGUAACUGCCAAAUAAACUCAUUAGUCUGAUAAUUACGGUAUUUUUUUUUGGAAGUUCCAUUUUCACAACACACAAAAGGGGACUUCUUGAAAAAUCAAUUGCAGACUUCAAAGUUGGCCACAUCUUUUUAUGCCAGCUUUCUUUUCAGGGAAUUACCAUCAAUAUUUAAUUUUCAGAUUCACAUUGACAUUUUGUCCACAUUAUAAUUUAUUAAAGAGUUUGCUACAUGCACCAAAGAUGAAACAGACCGACUGAAUAAUAAACAGAAGUAAAAAAAAAAAAAUACCGUAGAUGUCCUAUUUACCACUACUCUGCAUUUUAGAACCCAGUUGACCUCAUUUCUGCUAAGAAAUGUAUUGUUCAUUUAAUUAUCAAAAGAAUAAUUUAGUAACAUUUUGAACUUUUUUUUCAAUGAAUGUAAAAUUUAUGUCCGGGGUAGGAGGCGUCUUUCGUAUGAAAUUAGGACAAAUACGGUACUUAGCGAUUUGUUGCAGCAAAGUGUAACUUAUUUGUAAUAAAAAUCCAGAACAGGUAUGAAUUUGUAAAUGUAUUGAAUAAAGAUGUGAUAUAUUGACA
Magallana angulata is the source of this 3226-nucleotide messenger RNA. Its product is annotated as dnaJ homolog subfamily C member 8-like. Bases 70 to 831 code for a protein of 253 amino acids. The record is from RefSeq and is a predicted model, not a curated record. The transcript is spliced from 9 exons. Gene Ontology annotation, cellular component: nucleus. Lineage: Eukaryota; Metazoa; Mollusca; Bivalvia; Ostreida; Ostreidae.